This is a messenger RNA of Larimichthys crocea (large yellow croaker), 1748 nucleotides long. Its product is annotated as collagen alpha-1(XIII) chain. The record is from RefSeq and is a predicted model, not a curated record. NCBI's taxonomy places the organism in Eukaryota, Metazoa, Chordata, Actinopteri, Sciaenidae. The transcript is spliced from 21 exons. The coding region runs from base 403 to 1473 and encodes 356 amino acids.
AGCAUGCACUGUGAGCAAAGGGCCCGAAGCAUCCAGAGCUGAGCAGAGGAUUGAGGAGAGACUGGCUCGGGUUUCAGAGACACGCACUAACGGCUGACCUGCGGCACACAGUGGGAUCGUUCAGAGGAGAAGCAGCGAAUGGGACAAACGGAGCGGAACGCCGAGGAAUAACUGACUGAUGACAAACUACACAAUGUCUCUUAUUCUAACUUUAAUUUAGUUGUUAAUCUCUGAGGUAGUUUAGAAAAGAUUUGAAGGGGAAAACAAUCUGCAAAACUUCUUCUCUCCACAGACUGAGGCAGUCUUUCGUAAGAUUUGAGUGCAGGAUUCCUCUUCUGCUGCUCUUCACCUGACGAAUAUAGGGAUUUCCGUGUGGACAAAACCAAAGAUAGGUGUCUAAAAAUGGAAGUGGAUCAUAAGUGGGGAGUCGCUAGUAAAUCGGCUGAGGAGAGGAGGACUUGCGGACAACACCAGCAACCUUUCAAGCCGCUGUGGAUAAAUUGGAGAAAUGUGUCCGGCGUAACGAUUUGUAUUGCUCUAUCUAUUCUGUGCAUUGGAGGUUGCAUUGUGGUUUUUGUGCGGACAUCGGAGUUACAGUCCAGGAUAGUAAGUAUGGAGCAGCAGCAGCGGGACGCGCAGCUCUCCGCGUGGAUGUUGUCUGUGGAGCAGGUGGAGCCCGUUAUCCUGGGCAUACUGGACCAGAUCCUGGAGGAGAAGCUCGCAGCACGUCUACCAAAGGCACGAGAGGUUAGAGAAGCUCCCCACAGCUGUCUGUGUCCCCCAGGACCUCCAGGUCCUCCUGGACGAGCAGGCUUUCCGGGUGACAAAGGAAGUAUGGGAAUUCCUGGAAGAAUGGGCUUAAAGGGACAAGCAGGGGAUAAGGGAGCACCAGGAGAGCCAGGUCUUUCUAUCAUUGGACCUAGAGGACCUCCUGGACAACCUGGAACAAGAGGGUUUCCAGGAUUUCCAGGUCCAAUUGGGUUGGAUGGCAAGCCUGGACAAAAUGGAGUGAAGGGAGACAUGGGUCAGCGUGGCCCUAAAGGACUCCCAGGCGACCCUGGACCCAAAGGGGAGAAAGGCAUAUGUGGAGACUACACACACAGGGGGCUCUUUGUGCAGGAUCUUCCACUGAAAACCCUGGCAGCCUUGCGCUCCAGUCAGGCUCUGAUGUUGAAGCAGGGCGAACCUGGAGUGCAGGGACCCCCGGGACUUCCAGGGCCACCCGGACUCCCAGGGACCCCAGGCCUGAAUGGAGCCAGUGGUCCACCAGGUAAGCCUGGUGAACCAGGCAAACCAGGAAAAGACCCAAGACUUUUACCAGGACUGAAGGGUGAGCCAGGUGUGCCGGGACACAAGGGUGAUCGAGGGGAUGUUGGCUCACCAGGUCCUGAGGGCCCAAAGGGAGACCAAGGAAUUAAGGGGGAUGAAGGGAAGAGGGGUUUCCCAGGAGAGAGAGGAGAGAAGGUAGUGUAAGACUUAAAUGUGCGUGUGUAUGGCAUGUUGAGGUCUAUUCAUCUGGCCUAUUUGGUUCUACUCUUAUUAGAUUUAGAUCCUAUUUAUCUCAUAGAAACAUUUGAGUGGUGAGAUGUCAUGCUGUUUUGCUGGUUUUUAGCCUUUUUAAUUUAGAAAUGUUUUCUAUCAAUUUUCCCCCACUUUCAUUCAGAGUACACUCAGCUAAUACAUACAAACAUAUCCUCAUAUCCUAUGAAACAUAUUUUCAUAAUUUUCAUACCAUGUUCUAUGAACAG